This is a messenger RNA of Ruditapes philippinarum (Manila clam), 5065 nucleotides long. Its product is annotated as death effector domain-containing protein-like. The coding region runs from base 32 to 982 and encodes 316 amino acids. The record is from RefSeq and is a predicted model, not a curated record. Gene Ontology annotation, molecular function: DNA binding. NCBI's taxonomy places the organism in Eukaryota, Metazoa, Mollusca, Bivalvia, Venerida, Veneridae. The transcript has 5 exons. Gene Ontology annotation, cellular component: nucleolus. Gene Ontology annotation, biological process: extrinsic apoptotic signaling pathway via death domain receptors; apoptotic process.
UCUGUUCUUCUGCGUAAAAACAUUAUUCAAAAUGGCGUCCCCCAUGGAUCGUUGCAAAAAAGUAAACAAUAAUUUGCACAAAAUGUUUGAUAUUCUAGAAACGAACAUGAAUUCAACUGAUACAGAACGCUUUAAAACUCAAGUGCUUUUGUCUGGUGUAUUCGGAGAAUUUUGGAAACGUAAUCGAGCGUCUCAAAUUCCACGGAAAAUGUACAAGUGUGAUGCUUUCACUUUCCUGCGGUUCCUGGAAAGUAAAGGGUACAUUGAUGAGACCAAUACAAAAAUUGUGCAGAACACAAUCAAGUCAGUAAAGCCCGAACUGAAAGAGCUUGUCACAACAGAGGCUAGUCGAUUAGUUGAAGUAGAUCCUGUUGUAGACUAUUUAGAGAAGACUGCACCACUGCAGCCUAGUGAAUUCACCUAUCACCGUCCCAUACCUGGAUUUCCAACAAGAAGAAGUGAGAGAAUUAGGAAACGUAUAUGUACAGAUGAAGUCAUGGAGUUUCUGGAGAUGAGAAGGAAGAAAGAAAUGAGAAGACUGCCACCAACAACUGACCAGACUUGUAGUAGUUCUACCUCAUAUAAUUCGCUUCAUAAUCAUCAAAUUCAAUCUUGUGAUGUAAGAUUACGGGUAAAGGUUGAGUAUGAGGAUCAUCGGACUGUUCUAGGAAAUAGUGUACACAGUCACAAACAGCAUGAGAUAGAACGACAGUUUGAAAAGUUUAAUCAAGCGUGUGCCAUACUUAAGUCGCGGGACCUUGGAACAGUUGUAUGUGAUAUCAAAUUUUCUGAGUUAACCAGCCUGGAUGCAUUUUGGAGGGAUUAUACAAACGGUGCUUUACUGGAGGCUCUAAAAGUGGUCUUUAUAACAGAGUCAUUAAAUGAAGCCGUAGGGCAUGAAGCUCUGUGUCUCCUUGUGUCAGUUGAUGAAGAGGAUUAUAGAAAAGGAAGACUGAAGCUGCUUAAGAAUUUGACUGAUUGACACAAUGUGUUAUUCUCAUGGACACUUGACAUUUAGUGGUUUACUACCAUGUAAAUUUGCAAAAUAAGGAAAGGAUUUAUCAAAGUAAUUAAACAUGUUAUAAAUUGUUAAGGUAUGACCACCCUAAUGAAUUACCUCUGCUUUGUAAAGUAUUCUAUAUUCUAUAGGCUAGAAUUACUGUCAACUGCAUUGAAACUUCAAAACCCUGAAGGGUCAAUUGUUUUCCCUUUUUUCUGUUAACAUUAUGUAUCUCUCAGAUCCCUUUUGGAAAGAAAAAAAGCAUUUAAUUUUAAUUGUAUAAUUAUUAUAGGUUCUUAUUUUUAAAGUCUAAUAAAAUCAAAACUACAUGGUAAAAAUAUUUGAUAUUUAACAAGAUCAACCAAUAUAUUUUUGAUAAAAUUUGGGCAAACUUUGAAAACAGCCCCACAUUUUUGUGAAUUUUAUUAUUUUUAAAUGAGGCUCUCUAAGUAGGAAAAUAGUCAAACGUUUAAGUGUUAAAAAUGGUAGCGUUUUUAUACAUUGUACAUACUAAAAACAUUUUGAGUACAAAAAUCAUUUUGCUAGUGGGAUUUUUUAGAUGUGUUAAUUGUUUAUUCCCAAUAAUCAUUAGGAAAACAUUUCUUUAUUAAUGAUGAUAUCAUAGAUUAUUUAGGGUUUCCUCAUUUCUGAAAAAGAGCCCUUCUAGUACCCAAGCUUUAGUUCAGAAAGUUGUCCAUAUUGUGUAAACCGUACCAUAAAUUUUGUUUAUAUUUGCAUAAAGGUGUCUUAAGGCAUAUGCCUGACCUAUGUUGUCAAUUUUCAGUUCCUUAUAGUGCCUAUGGUGGUCAUACCUUAACUAAGGGUGACUUGAUAUAACUUUGAUACUUUUGUCUGAAAUUUUUUAAAACAUUUAUACCAAAUUUUUGAAUCCAAUGUUUAUUUCAUUAUCAUUGAUUUAUUGCAUUUACUGAGUUGAAUUCUAAUGAAAUACGUGUAAUGCAAAAUUAAAAAAGAUAUAAAUUUAUUUUGACUUUAUUUUUAGAGAAAAAUUUAUUUUUAAAAUAAAAUAUUGAAUAAUACCCUUAAGGUAUUAAUGAAUUUAAUUUAAGAUUAAAUUUUAUGGCUUUAAAAGGGAAAUUGAUUAUAGUUAACUAAUUUUAAUGUAUACUAAAGCAAAACUGUAGUAAUGGAACAAGCUUAAUGUCAGAGAAAAAAAUCCAAAUGGAAUUGUAGAUAUUUUAUUGAUUCAUGUUUUGACAGUUUAAGAAAUUCCUUUUAAAACAAACAUGCAUUUAAAGUGAUCUAUUAGCCCCACACAACUCAGAAGUUAAAUUAAGUGGAUUGUUUACGGCAUCAAAGAUUUCUAAAAUAGAAUUUUAGAUUAUUCACUGUCAGUGAAUAAUUAGUUUUAAUAUGUGAAACAUCUUUUUUAAUUGAUUGAUUAGAUAUUUUAAGCCAAUAAAUCUACAUAAUGUAAAGCACAAAGAAAAGAUAUAAUUUAUUGGAUGUUUGUUGGAUUGUAAACAGUUUAAGACAAAUUGAGAAAUUUAAAGCUAUACAUUCCCAAGUGAGUGAUGAAAAUUUAGAAGGAAUGAAACUUUAGAAAAAUGUAUUACAAAUUAAAGCAGUUUGUUUAUGUUCACAAUCAGUUUAAAGGAGCUCCACUGAGGUUGAAAAGCCUAAACACAUAAAAUUUGAAAUUUAUUACAUAGAUCAACAGAAAAUGGAAAAAUCCGCAAAGGAUCUUAAAGAAAUAUACUUGUAAUUAAAUAGAAAUUCAGUAGUAAGUGCAAUUCUUUGCCUGAUUUGAGUGUCAAACAUUGCCACGCUUUUCAUUUUUGUGUCAUUUUGUGAAAUAUAAAUGGUUAUUCUAGAAAUAUGGUAUGAGGGAAUGGUCUAAAAAUAUGCACACAAGUUAUUGGUUCAGACUCAAAUAGUAUACAAAUCUCCGAAAUAUAUUUCCAGUCCUGUCAUGUCACAAAACCUCAGUGGAGUCCCUUUAAACAUUUGAGAUAAUGUAGACAAAACAAAUUAAAUUUACUGUUGUAAUAAACACCAUAUUCUGCUUAGUAUUAAAUGAAAUAAAGAUGUCUUUUUGUUACAAUUGUUACAUGUUAGAGGUAUCUUUAGUGGGUUUUAAGUGUCAUAUGCAAAUUGAAUUUAUGUACUGGAAUUUUGUUAUUAUUUAAAUGGUUUACUGUAAAUUUUUGUAAGAAAUUUGUAUGAAUUUGUUGACAUUUUGCUUUAACACAUACAUGUAUUAUGCUGAAAUUGUAUAAUUAAUUCUGCUUUGAAUUUGAAACAGUCCAUUCAAAGUUUUAGGGAUUUUGUCAUCAAAAAGCGAAUUUUACUACCAAUAGUAUAGUAUAGCAUAUAAUAGUAUAAACCAAGGCUAUCUGCCUUGUCAGAGGACACCAAUGUGUUGCCUAUAUAUUUGUUACGUUUAAGGCAAGUUAAGGGUCUUUUGUUCCACACACAUUAUACUUUGAAAAAUAGUUUUCAGUAUUCUAAACUAUUGUAAUAAGCCACCUGUGAGGGACGUAAUAUUAUUAUCAUUAGAAGAAGCUAUCCAGCUAGCUUUCAGAAGAUCUGUGAUUCUACUCAGGGUGUCGACUUGUGCAUGAAGCAGCAGUCAAGGCUUUCCUCCACCAGUAAAGCUAGAAAGUUGCCAUUUUAUCGUUACAAUGGAGGUGCGACUUAAAGCUCAACAAAACGAACAAUUACCAUAUGAAACAAGAUAACUGGCUUGCUUUAUAAAGAAUAAAACUUUUGUAUUUUUUUUGAAAAAAAAAAUGUAAAUUAUAUCAUCAUUAUAAAGGAGCCUAAUCAAUGAUGCGCAUUUAAAAGUGGUUUGUAAGAAUGAAUUUUUAUAUCACAAUUUUGUGGUAAAUUUAGAGAAAAAAGGAAAGAAAGAAUAUACAUAUUGUUCAGUUGAAAACAAAUUUUGAAAAUUUUGAGUAAUUUAUUGAAACUGUUCUGAAUAGUGAUCAUAUGUUAUAUUAACUGUCCAUGCAUUCAUUUAUAAUUCAAACUUAUCAUUAAAAACAAAGACAGUUCUAGCUAAAUUUCACAUAUAGGAAUGUUUGAUGGAUACAAUUUUUAUUGACUUGGACACAUAUAAAAGGGUAUGGUACAAAACUACGCUGUUUGUGAGUGUCUAUGCAAUCUUGUUUUUUGUUAAAUAUAUUAAUUUUACCCUACAUUGAUUGAUAAUGAUAUUGAUUUUACAUAUAUAUUAUCGUCAAAGAUCUGUUGUUAAUUUCAUUUAUUAUUAUUUUGAAGCUAUUAAUAAGACUACUAAAGAAAUCACUUGCAUAAUAUCAUAUCUGAUUACACCAUAUAGGCAUACUAUUUUAAAUUCAAAAAUACAUCUUUUAAAUAUAAAUACACUUUAAAUAUACUUCCUACAGCGAUUUAUGACUUUAUGAUUUUUUCUUUGUAGCUUUAUAAUCAAGUAAAUAAAAACGAUGUACAUAAUAAUUUUUACAGUGAAAAUACAGAAAAUGAAAAUACGCAUUUUAUUUCAUCAAUAUUUCUCAAUAUUUCAUUUAUAAGUAUAUAAUAAAUAGAUAAAUUUUUUCAGAUGAAUUUUAUGCUCUUGUUUUGAGCGUUAUUUAUGGUUUCACAGAUUCUGUUUUGCUGUACACAAUUUAUUUCGUCAGCAAUUCUAAUGUAAAAUAAAGCUUGGAAGCAGAACAUUCUUUUACUUCGAAGUGUUAUUUAUUCUUAUAUCAGUUAUAUAAACGUUUGGUAAAACUGUUAGAGUGAGCAUUUUUGAGAUGGCAACCAAAGGUCAUGAACUUUGGUAUAUAAGAAAGUAUAUUAUAUGUAGAAAAACAAUGACUCUUUUAGACUUUUACGUAUAAGACGAAUAGUUUACAGUUUUCCAUGUUUUAUCUUCCGUUACAAUUAAUGAGGAAAUAAAUUAUUUGCAGAAGUUUUAUCAUGUAAAUCGAGGCAAAAAUGUUCCUUGUAUACCUUAAACUUGGAUAUUUUGUAAACUUAUAUACAUGUUGAUAUGAAAUUUCUGUGUGAAGAGUGUAAAUCGGAUCCUACCAUUCUUUUUCUGUUAAUGUGUUUUGAUCAAUAAAGUUGAUUGAAAUU